Messenger RNA from Colletotrichum tamarilloi, 1734 nucleotides. RefSeq names its product MIZ/SP-RING zinc finger. The transcript is spliced from 6 exons. NCBI's taxonomy places the organism in Eukaryota, Fungi, Ascomycota, Sordariomycetes, Glomerellales, Glomerellaceae. The annotation marks the transcript as partial. Gene Ontology annotation, cellular component: chromatin. The record is from RefSeq and is a predicted model, not a curated record. Gene Ontology annotation, biological process: protein sumoylation. Gene Ontology annotation, molecular function: SUMO ligase activity; zinc ion binding.
CAAGUAUCCGCCACCUACCCCCACGGCCUGUCGACGGCGCCUCUAGGUACCAACGACCGAAGUCGAUCCGACGUCGCACCUGCGAACCUUCAUGAGGCCGUCACCGAAGACACCACCACAACCCUUUCACCUCGCCCGAGAACCAUGACCUCCAUACAGAGGCAUGAGCUCCAGGCUCUGGUCAAGCUGGUGAACAGCAACCAGCUUCUGAACCGCCAAUUAUCCCAAAUUUGUCAGCUCAACGGGCUCACUAGCAGCGGCGUUAAGGCGGCUCUGCAAAGUCGCAUCGUCAGUGCUAUCGAAGAAGCCUUCAAGAACAGCGACGCGACUCGCUUCCAGCAAAUCCAACGAAGCAUCGAGACCACAAGGACCGGCUCCUCCGCUUCGCCCGCCUCUCAAAAGAGUGGACGUCCCGCCACAGCGACUCCGCCAGUGUCAAUGAUGCGGCAAGACCAAUACUGGGGGCGCAAUGCCCGCCCCAGCGGUGCGAAUGGCCCUGCUCUGCCCGGGUAUGGAUCAAGCGGUACGUCAUUCCCUCAAAAGUCCUUUGAACAAACGCUUAACUUUGAUGCAGGGCUCUCUUUCAAGAACAGUCCCUUCUACGAGAUCCAGUUCCGGGUAGGCGAUGUGCGCUCGUGCGAGGCUAUGAGCCAGCAUAGGAACAUGGUCUCAAUUCCAGUCAAAGUCAGCGAUAAUCUCAAUCUGAACAGAGUUCUCGAUGACAAGUCACUACGCAUCAUGGUCUUCUGCGCCGGAGAUAGCAAUGGCGUCCAGGAUAUCGCGUUUCCCCAUCAGUCGGAGAUCAAGGUCAACGGUAACGAGGUCAAGGCGAAUCUCAGAGGCUUGAAGAACAAGCCAGGCUCGACAAGGCCAGUCGACAUUACGAGUUAUUUGCGUCUGAAAAAUGACAACAGAAAUCUCGUUGAGUUCACCUAUGCGUUGACUCAAAAGAAAUUCUAUCUUGUCCUGAAUGUCUGCCGUAUCACCUCGGCCCAGGACCUGGCCGACAACAUCAAGAAGGGGCAGAAGAUCCCCAAAAACAAGGUGAUUGAGGAGAUCAGCAAGAAAGCGGCGGAUACAGAUAUCGUCACGACAUCUCAAGUCCUGUCUCUUAAGUGUCCUUUAUCCUACAUGCGUCUUGAUGUCCCGUGCCGCUCUGUCAACUGUUCGCACAUCCAAUGUUUCGACGCAACGUCGUACCUCCAAUUGCAAGAGCAGGGCCCUCAGUGGCUUUGCCCGAUUUGCAAUAAACCGGCGCCAUACGCACAGCUGGCCGUUGACGAGUACGUAAGAGACAUCCUAGCGAACACAUCAAAGUCCCUAGAUCAAGUCACCAUUGAACCCGACGGACAGUGGCGAGUGAACACAGGACAGGCCGAGAACAGGCCGACCAAUGGUGGAAGCGGCCUUGUUGACGAAGACGAUGAUGACGACGACGACGACUGGGGUAUCGUGGAGGUCAACCCAGUUCGCAGUCGAAACUUCGAAACUCCCAACCGGUCAGUCGCCAGCACGGCAACUCCGACGACAACGGUGAUGUCUCGAGAAAGCUCGACGAUGCCGCGGGGCGUGGCCACAACAAGCGCCAAGAGACUGCAUUCGGAUAGGGUGACAAUAGACCUGACCCUAUCAGACGAUGAUGAGCCAGCCGCACCGCCUCCGAAGCGGCAACAACUACAGGGGGCGGGAUCGAGUAACUACAACAGCAAUGGUUACAGUAGCAGCAUGUUUUGA